Messenger RNA from Myotis myotis, 3951 nucleotides. RefSeq names its product valyl-tRNA synthetase 2, mitochondrial (gene VARS2). Gene Ontology annotation, biological process: valyl-tRNA aminoacylation. The transcript is spliced from 29 exons. Gene Ontology annotation, cellular component: cytosol. Bases 431 to 3733 code for a protein of 1100 amino acids. Lineage: Eukaryota; Metazoa; Chordata; Mammalia; Chiroptera; Vespertilionidae. The record is from RefSeq and is a predicted model, not a curated record. Gene Ontology annotation, molecular function: aminoacyl-tRNA deacylase activity; ATP binding; valine-tRNA ligase activity.
CCGCGGGUCCAGUUCCGGUAGCCCAGUCCUCGGCGUCGCCGCUGCGGGGCGCCCUGGGGCCGGGUGGGCGCGCGGGGCUGGGGCGCGCGGCGGCGCUGGGCAGGCCGAGGUCGCGGUGGCUGGCCGGAUUCCUGCUGGCUCGGCGCGCCGGGGCGGCCAUCUCCCCGAAUCCCCGAGCCCUUCACCUUCCCGCGUGUCAGCGGUCACCCCCUCUUCGCACGUGCGUAGAUCGGGGGCCAGAAACUGACCCUCCCCCGGGAGAGCGCUCCUCGUGGCUCCGCGUCCGGUUGCCGGGACGGGCCCCCUGGUGCUGGCGGGCGCUGUGCGGGGUGGGAGGGAGUAACGCAGGCUGGGAGGAGGCGGGAGUAAGGCGGACCAGGGGUGUGACCCGCCGCGCGCCCUGUCCUCAGUGCCUGUCCAAGCCCUGCUGAUGCCGCACCUGCCUCGGGCCUCUUUCCGGCCCUGGGGGCUGAGGCCCUCGCGGGGCCUCCCCGGGUCCCAUGCCCUUUCUACCCAGUCCGAGCCCUACGGGUCCCCCACCUCCCGGAGGAACCGCGAAGCCAAACAGAAACGCCUGCGAGAGAAGCAGGCGGCGCUGGAGGCCGGGCUAGCCGGGAAGAGCAAGGCACCUGCAGAAUCCAGUAAGGCCUGGACUCCUAAAGAAAUAGUGUUGUAUGAACUCCCCACGGAACCCGGCGAAAAGAAAGAUGUCUCCCGGCCCCUGCCGGCUGCCUACAGCCCCCGCUACGUGGAGGCGGCCUGGUACCCUUGGUGGGUGCGAGAGGGCUUCUUCAAACCCGAGUAUCAGACCAGGCUGCCCCAGAGCACCGGGGAGACCUUUUCCAUGUGCAUCCCCCCGCCCAACGUCACCGGGUCCCUGCACGUCGGGCACGCACUGACUGUGGCCAUCCAGGACGCGCUUGUGCGCUGGCACCGGAUGCGCGGGGAUUGCGUGCUGUGGGUCCCUGGCUCAGAUCAUGCAGGGAUUGCUACCCAAGCUGUGGUGGAGAAGCAGCUGUGGAAGGAGCGGGGGCUGAGGAGACACGAGAUGGGCCGGGAAGACUUCCUCCGGGAGGUGUGGAAGUGGAAGGAGGAAAGUCUCCAUACUGUCUACAUUAGCUUCCAGAGGCUGGACCAAUGCUGCACUCCUCCCAGCCCCCAGCGUGGCUGGGUGUCCCUGGGCCUGGUCGUUGGUGCUCGGGACAUGUUUGCUGACAAACCUCUCUGGGCACAGGAAAGGGGGAGAGAUCUGUGGGCAGCUGCGAGCUCUGGGGGCCUCCCUGGACUGGGACCGAGAGUGCUUCACUAUGGACGCAGGCUCCUCAGUGGCUGUGACGGAAGCUUUCGUGCGACUCCACAAGGCAGGGUUGUUGUACCGCAGCCGGCAGCUUGUCAAUUGGUCGUGCGCUUUGAGGUGGAGAGCCGGUCCCUGCCUGGCCCCACAGAGCUUCGGCUGCCUGGCUGCCCCACCCCUGUGUCUUUCGGCAUCCUGGUCUCUGUGGCCUUCCCCGUGGAUGGAGAGCCUGACGCAGAGGUCGUGGUAGGGACCACGAGACCAGAGACAUUGCCUGGAGACGUGGCAGUGGCUGUUCAUCCCGAUGACGCCCGAUACACACAUCUACAUGGGCGACACCUUCGUCACCCCUUGACAGGGCAGCUUCUCCCGCUCGUCACAGACUCUGCUGUCCAGCCGCACGUGGGCACGGGGGCAGUGAAGGUGACUCCAGCGCACAGCCCUGCUGACGCCGAGCUGGGGGCCCGCCACGGCCUGCGCCCCCUGAGUGUCAUUGCGGAGGAUGGGACCAUGGCCCCCGCCUGUGGGGACUGGCUGCAGGGUCUGCACCGCUUCGUGGCCCGGGAGAAGAUCCUGUCCGCGCUGAGGGAGCGGGGCCUGCUCCGGGGCCUCCAGAGCCACCCCAUGGUGCUGCCCAUUUGCAGCCGCUCGGGGGACGUGGUGGAGUACCUGCUGAAGAGCCAGUGGUUCGUCCGCUGCCGGGAGAUGGCGGCCCGCGCUGCGCAGGCUGUGGAGUCGGGGGCCCUGGAGCUGAGCCCAUCCUUCCACCGGAAGACCUGGCGGCUCUGGUUCUCCCGCCCUGAGGACUGGUGCGUCUCCCGGCAGCUGUGGUGGGGCCAUCGGAUUCCAGCCUACCUGCUCGUGGGGGAGCCCGGGAAGGUGGGCCACGGGGAGGACCGCUGGGUGGUCGGGCGGACGGAGGCUGAGGCCAGGGAGGCAGCGGCAGCGCUGACGGGGCGGCCGGGCGCGGAGCUGACCCUGGAGCGCGACCCCGAUGUCCUGGACACGUGGUUCUCUUCAGCUCUUUUCCCCUUUUCUUCCCUGGGCUGGCCCCAGCAGACCCCAGACCUCACUCGCUUCUACCCCCUGUCACUUCUGGAGACCGGCAGCGACCUCCUGCUGUUCUGGGUGGGCCGCAUGGUCAUGCUGGGGACCCAGCUCACGGGGCAGCUCCCCUUCAGCAAGGUGCUUCUGCACUCCAUGGUUCGGGACAGGCAGGGCCGGAAGAUGAGCAAGUCCCUGGGGAACGUGCUGGACCCACGGGACAUCAUCCGAGGGGCGGAGCUGCAGGUGCUGCAGGAGAAGCUGAGGGAUGGGAACUUGGACCCCGCAGAGCUGGCGAUCGCAGCUGCAGCGCAGAGAAAGGACUUCCCUCAUGGGAUCCCCGAGUGUGGGACAGAUGCCCUGCGCUUCGCCCUGUGCUCCCAUGGGGCCCUGGCGGGGGACCUGCACCUGUCUGUCUCUGAGGUCCUGAGCUCCCGACAUUUCUGCAACAAGGUCUGGAACGCCCUGCGCUUUAUCUUCAGCGCCCUAGGGGAGAACUUCACACCGCAGCCUGCAGAGGAGCUGUGCCCCGCGUCCCCCAUGGACGCCUGGAUCCUGAGCCGCCUGGCCCGCACCGCCCGGGAGUGCGAGCGAGGCUUCCUCACCCGGGAGCUGCCCCUUGCCACCCAUGCCCUGCACCACUUCUGGCUCCACAGCCUCUGUGACGUCUACGUGGAGGCCGUGAAGCCGGGGCUGUCGCACGGCCCCCGCCCGCCUGGGCCGCCUCAGGUGCUGUUCUGCUGUGCGGACGUCGGUCUCCGCCUGCUGGCCCCGUUCAUGCCCUUCCUGGCCGAGGAGCUCUGGCAGAGGCUGCCCCCCGGGCCGGGCGGCCCCCGCGCCCCCAGCAUCUCUGUUGCCCCCUAUCCCAGUGCCCAAAGCCUGGAGCGCUGGCACCGCCCCCAGCUGGAGCAGCGCUUUUCCCGGGUCCAGGAGGCCGUGCAGGCGCUGAGGGCUCUCCGGGCCACGUACCAGCUCACCAAGGCCCGGCCCCGAGUGCUGCUGCAGAGCUCCGAGCCUGGAGAGCAGGGUGUCUUCGAGGCCUUCCUGGAGCCACUGGGCACCCUGGGCCGCUGCGGGGCUGUGGGCCUCUUGCCCGCAGGUGCAGCCGCCCCCUCCGGCUGGGCCCAGGCCCCGCUCAGUGACAGCGUUCAGGUCUACAUGGAGCUGCAGGGCCUGGUGGACCCGCAGGCCCAUCUGCCUCUGCUGGCUGCCCGAAGGCACAAGUUGCAGAAGCAGCUGGACGGCCUCGUGGCCCGGACCCCGUCAGAGGGGGAGGCCGAGGCUCGGCGGCAGCAGAGGCUUUCUUCCCUCCACCUGGAAUUGUCGAAACUGGACCAGGCGGCCUCUCACCUCAGGCAGCUAAUGGCGGCGUCUCCCAGCCCCAGGGAACCGUGAGCUCUCGCACCUGGCGCUUCUCCGCCGCCAGACCUGCCUGUGAGGACAGACUGAUCCUGCAGCCCCCGGCAAGGGGGCCUCGGAACCCAUGUGGUGCCCCUGGCUCCCGGGAGCAGACCAGCGUGGCCACUCGACGCUCGCACUCCUGCCGCUGCCCCGUGCAGCCCCACCUGGGAGCUUGGGCACGAGGAAGGCAGAUAAACUUAGUCUCAAACGCG